AAAAAGCAACACAACAAGCUGAACUGCAAAAACAUUUGCCACACGUGCAACAGGCCCAGUGUUUGUUGAAUCUCUCCUAGCAGUUUCAGUCUUCACCCACCAAACCAGUAAAAUCUUGUGAGACCAGCAGAGGCUUCUCACCAUUAUGGCUCUGCCACAACCGUGUUUAGCCAUACACCCCAAAAGGGGUUCAGCCCGAGGUACUCUUCCGUACCAUGAAGCGUAGGACUUUCCUAUCUAAAAUGCAGAGUUGAGACUGUUUUGAAAACAAAACACAUCACCUUGACAGGUCAUGGUUUAGCAUUUAAUGAACAGUGGGCACACAGCCCUGCUUAGCUCAGAGAACAGACGUGGAAAGCUCUUAAGGCAGUCAGAUUGCAGGCUGAGCAGCUCACUGUUCCCCAUUGCGGUUGUGUUUCUCAUUACUCUGAGCACUGUGGCCACACGUGAUCUGCUCAAGCUUUUCAGAACACACCCAUCACAGCCCGUUCCCUAUGGUGACACACAGGCUGCAGCCAGCACUCCCAGUAGGGGUAUGCCACAUCCAGAACCCGGGUGCCUGAAGCUAACAGCGUAGCAGUGGCACUGCUGGAUGGAGAUGGCACCAGAUGUACAGUUUCUAACUUCCAUCGUUUUGUGGUUGGUUUGAACCCUGAUGAUCCUGAAGGGUUUCAUGUGUUUUGCUCAGUGAGAGACUUCUCUCAUAGCUCCAGUCAGACCUAUUUUCUAGACAAUAUGGAGACAGAACAUCACCGAUUUAACCAUCUAUCCACUAACUUCAUUUUAGAUCCAUGAAGGGGCUGCUUCUGAAUAUCAUCUUUGUCAGCAGCCAAGGUUUGAGAAGGAUCAUUUCUGUGAUGCUUGGGGCUCACGUACCAUGGCCUGGAGGCCUCACAAGGGAAGACGCUCAACACAGGUACCCUUUCAUCCAAAACAUAUAUGACCUUCUGCGAGAGUUUGGAUACUUACAGAUCCAAGCCACCAAAGCAGACACUGCAGGUAAUGAACCUUCUCUAGAUCACUAUGAACAGAGUAUAUUAACUACCCUCCCCAGCACUUCUAUCAAAGAUGCAGUUAACUCAGUCAAGUCUUCUAGGGAUGGAGCAUACAUUCCCAGAGGGAUUGCAGCUUUCCCUCAGGAGCCAGCACAUCCACCGUGUGCCUGGGCAAAGGAGACCUCCAAGAACCUCCUCACUUACUCUUACAUGCCACGUGGAGGGCAUUUUGCUGCCUCUGAGGAACCAGAGCUUCUGGCACAAGACAUCACGCACUUCGUCAGAAAGGAAGGCUGAGGGAACUGGGA
Molecule: messenger RNA, 1303 nt
Organism: Cuculus canorus (common cuckoo)
Lineage: Eukaryota; Metazoa; Chordata; Aves; Cuculiformes; Cuculidae
Product: epoxide hydrolase 1-like
Exons: 2
Coding region: 792-1292 (166 amino acids)
Biological process (GO): arachidonate metabolic process; epoxide metabolic process
Molecular function (GO): epoxide hydrolase activity
Source: RefSeq, a predicted model, not a curated record